GAGCUCGGUGGGGGAACUGGCGCACGAUUUCAUUCGAACAACGAGGAGGACGAGACGACGAACACGAAGACGACGACCGCGUCGCUCGCUCGGGGAUGAAAUAAGCGAGCGCGAGCAGCAAGAGGAGGAGCCGAGAGGAGCGAGGAGGGCGGAGGCAGUCAAGCAUUGAACGAGCCGCCGCUCGGGAUUUCUUGAAAACGAGGAGCGGGAGGAUCAGUUUCUCGAGGGCGUCCGGGAGGAUCGGUGCUCCAGGAGUAGGACGUAAAUAGUCGAAUGAAUGUCAGAUUAUCAGGCUGAGGCGAGCCGCUGGACGUCGUUAUUUUCACAGAAUCGAGGAACAACGUGAAUUUCUGCCGCGAGUAACAGGAAUUUGCAUAUAUAGUUGGGGGCGGAAUUUUCAGCUCUGUACUGGAUGCGCGGACACUUUCUGAGAAUUUGUACGAAGAAAAGCGGUCUCCAUGGUGGCCUCGACAAUUGAGGGAGUUAGGACCGUGCUCGUUGUUGUGACUGUGGUGCUGACUGCGUACUUGGGAGCAGGUUUCGCUGUGACAGUCCCGACUGAUGUCACUGCACUGAAAGCGCUUCAAGCGGCAUGGGGCUCCGGCGGGGCGAGUCUGAAUUGGGCUGGGGAUCCAUGUGACAAUGGGUGGACUGGAGUCCUCUGCGAUCCGACCAACACAAGAGUGAUAUCUUUGAGUCUGGACAGCAGUAAUCUCGUUGGAGUGAUCCCACCAGACAUAGGAGGUCUCGCUAAUCUCCAAACUCUGGAGCUGUCUGUUAACCCAGGACUGACGGGGAGCUUACCGACACAGAUAGGAGACCUCACAAAUCUGCAAACAUUGAGUAUGCAAUUUUGUGCGUUCACUGGAGAGCUUCCCUCAGAAAUUGGGAACCUCGCAAACCUCAACUUCAUAGGAGUCAACGGAAACAACUUGAACGGUAGUCUUCCCGAUACUCUUGGAAAAUUAGAUAAGCUGGUCUGGUUGGACAUAUCUCAGAAUCAAUUUACUGGGUCUCUGCCGGUUUCCUCAACCUCCGCGUCGUCAAUUGGCUUGGACAAUCUUACGUUGGUGCAGCAUUUCCACUUCAACAACAACACGCUCACGGGUACAAUACCGCCGGAAAUUUUCUCUUUGCCAAAACUUAUCCAUCUGAUUUUGGAUCAUAAUUUGUUCGAAGGACAGAUACCCACAGAGGUUGAAAACAGCCCAAACCUGACAAUCAUAAGACUCGACUCCAAUAAUCUGGAUGGUCCAGUACCUUCAGAAUUGAGCAAAGUGACCACUCUCACUGACAUCAACUUAGGAAGUAACAAGUUGUCAGGAGUCUUGCCAGACCUGAGUAACUUGACGAGUCUGCAGUCACUGGAUGUGGGUGAUAACCAAAUGGGUCCACAAUCUUUUCCAGAAUGGGUUCUUGGAUUUCCAAGCCUGACAACUUUAUACUUAUCUAACGGCGGUAUCACAGGAGAACUAAACGCAACGGUUCUCACCCUUCCAUCCCUAGAGACCCUGGACCUUCGGAAUAACCAAAUUAGCGGAUCUCUCACCUUCACUGGUGCAGUCUCGAACGCCCUAAGUGCACUUAUCCUGGACAACAACAAUAUCGAUGGAUUUGUUGGGCAACCUCUACAAAGCGGGGACAAAACCUUCGUGAUUUCGCUUUACAAUAAUCCCCUUUGUAGUAAUAAGUACAUCGAACCAAAGGGGCUCUUAUGUGAACCGUAUGACUCUUCAAAUGUGUAUUUACCACCCUCUCAAACCUGCUCUUCGAGUUGUGACAAGAAUAAGAAAUUUAAUCCCAGAAUGUGCAGUUGUGGCUACCCCCAGGAAGUCAUCCUUUUGUUGACAGCUAGUUUUAUAAGCUUCGAUAACACGACGAGGAUGACAGACUUGGAAACCGAAUUGGCAGCUGCGAUAACCAAUGUGACAAGGUACGAUGUGACGUUGACUCCGGGUCAGGUCUACAUAUAUAAUGCCUCCAACACUAUGGAUAAAAGAAUUAAACUCGAAAUCUGGUUCUUCGCGGCUGUUGGCGAUAAGUUGACCGCUGCUGAGCAAGAUGGCAUCACUUACUCGAUGAGGCAGCACUUGUUCACACUCAAAGAAGGACCCUACACUCUUCAAGUGGAAUCCUUUUCAGACAACCCAGGAAAGACCCACUUGGGACCGAUUGCUAUUGCUAUGAUUGCCCUCGGAGCGUUCGUAGCAGCGGUGAUCAUAAUUAUCCUGGCCGUUUACGCUCAGUGGCAGAAAAGAAACGCUGAGACAGCAGACAAUCCGUUCCGUGACUGGCCCGGUAGCGAUCCCGAAAAGAAGCAUGGUGCAGCCCCAAGAUUAAAGUCUGCUCGACGUUUCCCUCUAGUGGAACUCAAGGCCGCUACUAAAAACUGGAGUGAGGUGUUGGGAGAAGGUGGAUACGGGAAAGUGUAUAAGGGAACCUUGAAGGACGGCGAGGAAGUUGCGAUCAAGAGAGCCAACAAAGAUUCUAUGCAAGGGUUAUCUGAGUUCAAGAACGAACUUGAGCUACUGUCGAGAGUUCACCACCGAAAUCUCGUAGACCUUAUAGGCUUUUGUUAUGAAGGCGGAGAACAGGCACUUGUCUACGAGUUCAUGUCAAAUGGAACGUUUAGGGAGCUUCUCUACGAACGCCCAGGAGAACCCUUGUCAUGGCAGAUGAGAGUGGACAUUAUACUUAACUCCGCCAGAGGGUUAGCUUAUCUUCAUGACCAUGCAAGCCCGCCGAUCAUUCACGGUGAUAUUAAAACUGCCAACAUUCUCCUGAACCAAAAAUUUCUUGCCAAGGUUGCUGAUUUUGGACUAUCGAAGCCUACAGCGGAAGAGGAGAGAGCUCUGUACGCCAGCGAAGUCAGAGGGACCAGGGGUUACUUGGACCCGGAGUAUUAUCAAACGUACGUACACACAUUCAAGAGCGAUGUAUUCAGCUUCGGAGUUGUAAUGAUCGAAGCUUUAACUGCUCAGAGUCCCACUCACGGAGGCAAGGAUAAUACUCGUGAAUUUCGAAACGGUUUAGAGCAUGGCGGAUGGUCAGCGUUGCGCCCGCUCUUGGAUCCCAACUUGGACGCAAUCCCGAACAAAGAGCUGGAAGCAUAUAUAGGCAUAGCCCUUCGCUGUGUCGAGCAUCGUGGCGAGGGCCGACCAACAAUGACAGAGGUGGUCAAAGAACUGGAAGUAUUUGCUAGCGGCGGUAGCAAUCCUAACUCUGGAGUGCACAGAGUCGACAUCCCUGGGAGCAAAUCUCCUGAAAUAUACAGCGACACCGUUUCUCUCGUCAAGGACCCGAAGAAGUCGAACGAGAAGAGCGGGAAAGACGUGGAUUCAUCUUCGUUCCAAUACAGCGGAGCAUAUGGGGUCACUACCACAAUCACUCCAAAAUAGUAGCUGUUCUCCUUGCCAUGUAGCGGAAGGAAUUUACAUUUUCGUGAAAGUUGAUGCGUACCAGUGUCCAGUUCCAGAUUGGAAACCUAGUCUGCACCGUUGGUGAAUUUGUUUCUAUCCGAUGCACGGCUGCUGAGGGAUCAAGUUUAAGAAUACACUUAUCCCUCACUGCUCGAAGACAUGUGCUUCUGCUUCCAAAUAGUCCACUAAAAAGCGAAAUUUCCCCGACAAUACCUGCUUUGCACAGGUCAGAAGUAAAGCGUUGUAUCAAGAACACUUGGUUGACAAAUGUUUUUGAACAAUCGGUGCAGGUGUUAAGACGGAUCUCAUCAAGGAGCUGAUGUGAUCCCUGCUUGAUCUCACGAUGCGCGUCGGAUUCGCAUCCGCCCCCACGAGUAUACAACUUCCCCUCUGUACAUUAUGAAGCAGCUCUUACAUGUGAUCAAUUCACUCUUUUUGGCUAAUGUAAAUACAAUGUGACUAUGACUUCAUAUUUUUUUCUGCACUGUUUUCCCCGAGCAGCCAUAGAAAUCUAGCAGGCCUAGAAAGAUCUACAGGUCUCAUAUUCUUCAAGUAGUAACGUCGUCACCUUUCACGAGAUCAUCGAGUAGAGCAUGUUGUGUAGCAUAUCAGACUCCUCAUCUAAAGCUACAGGAUAUCUGUAGAGAUAUGACAGUUUGUUCCUACACAUACAGAUCCAUUCACAAAUUGAAGUUCUGGAAGACAAAAUGGAACAGCUGUUUUAGGAUACAUGGUAGCUCCUUUCUGAUAGACUCGGUCUUGAGUUCUGGAGAGGAGACUACGGAAUUCUGUAUUACGCCAGAGGAGUGAAAUUCUAUAUGGCCAUUGAUGUGGAAGGUACGGUCGGAGAGAGUUCGUGUUGUGCAUCAUUCAACUCCCAACGAGCAUUCUCUCCUUGUAAGUACCAUCUUAGUGUAGACCGAUGGCAAUGCGUGUGAUAGUAGGUAAUAUACACACAAAUUUUUUUGUCAGGAAGAUGAUGGAUUACGAGAGUGGUCGGAUGUUUAAGGUAUUAAAAUUUUGAUCGUCCUCAUUUGGCCGUAAAUGGCUGUUUUGCCGAUGAAGUGUAAGUCUG
Messenger RNA from Marchantia polymorpha subsp. ruderalis, 4494 nucleotides. Lineage: Eukaryota; Viridiplantae; Streptophyta; Marchantiopsida; Marchantiales; Marchantiaceae. The record is from the annotation of a GenBank genome assembly.